Drosophila mauritiana is the source of this 1427-nucleotide messenger RNA. RefSeq lists its product as uncharacterized. The record is from RefSeq and is a predicted model, not a curated record. NCBI's taxonomy places the organism in Eukaryota, Metazoa, Arthropoda, Insecta, Diptera, Drosophilidae. The coding region runs from base 1 to 1281 and encodes 426 amino acids. The transcript has 3 exons.
AUGAGUACGGAACCAUAUAGCCCCGUGUUCACGCGAGAAAACCGCACAGAAUUGUUUACUUCAGAAGAGUGUAACAAGAUUUUAGCAAAUUUAUUGGCCGAUAAGAACGAGCAGGGUGUCCUACUCAAUUUUGAUAUAGUGCCCGCCACGGAACACACUGGUUUCUUGGGUGAAUACUUUCACUUGUACCUCCAGUACCAGUUGGAGGAUCAGAAAGAUGUACAAACCUCUCGACUGUUUGUCAAGUCGGUGAUAUUCCACAAUGCGAAUAUGGAAUUCUAUAUGGAAAAAAUGGGUCUCAUUAAAAAGGAGAUAAAGCUCUACGAUUUGCUAAACGAGCUGAAGAAAUUUUCUAAACAUGUGUGGAGUGCCAAGUGCUAUUUCACCCGGAAGGAUCUGUUCGUAAUGCAAAAUGUAGAGGACAUGGGAUAUGUGGCACUGCCCCCGGGAACUCGAUUCCUAAAUGAGAAUCAGAUGGGACCCAUUCUGAAGUCCUUGGCUACCUUGCACGCCAGUAGUAUUGCCUACGAAAAGCAGCGGGGAAAAACCAUUGGCGUUGAGUUCAAAAAGUGGCUAAAGGAAGUGUCUGUUGAUCCGGAAGUUGAAUGGUAUACCACGGGCCUAAAAGCUGUCUUAGCAGUGGCUGCCACCCAUCCUGAUGUCCUGGAUAGUCCCGAGGCGCAGGAGUAUAUAACACAGGAGCUGCCUAGAUGUCUGGACAAGGUUUACUGCAUGGUGAAUCCAUCGCCAGUUCAUAGGAAUGUCUUUGUUCAUCGUGAUGCAUGGAAUGCGAAUGUGUUCUACCACAAGGAGAAGCCCCACGAAGAGAGAUCCAUCCUGGUGGACUUCCAACUGUGUCGAUAUAGCCCGCCUGCCAUGGAUUUUCACUUGGUUACUUAUCUUAAUCUGGAACCCUCUAGUCGAAAGAAGAUGAUGGGCAGUCUAAUCAAGACGUACUACGACGCAUUGGCUGAGGAAUUCGGAGAAAUGGGUGUCGAUCCUAAUCAAGAGCAAUUGAGUAAACAGGAGUUUGAGCAGUCUCUCCGGGACUUUUCUUUAUUUGGAGCCACUUACAAUUGCAUAGCCGCUACCGUACUCCGCCUGCCCGAUAAUUAUCUGAAAAACCUAAAGGAUGAACACCCGGAGGACUUCCAUCGCUUUUGCAAUGUGGAUCGGAAUGCAGAUGUUCUCCGUUUGAUGAAAGAUCAUCCGGAGUUUGCAGAUUAUAUGUACGAGUGUGUGGGUGACUUACUGGCACUGACAUAUCAUAAACUAAACUGAUUAAACGACACUGUCCCACGUGCUAUCAUCUUCUGUCCCCCUGGUAACAAUCGGAAUCCUAUAAGUUGCAGCUGUGCUAUCUGUUUACCCAUCACUUUUGUAAUCUUUUGCGAUUAUCUUAUCGCUCACGUUCAAAGAUAUUUGUU